ACUGUGCUGCACUGCUGAAGAGGAGGAGGCAGAGUGUGAACACGCUCUCUCAGACGCUGCAGGGCCAUACGAAGGAACACACACCGGCACCAUCAGCGUCAGGGUCUGCCCGCGGCAGGCAGGACCUCCAGCACUGCAGCCUCCCAGCUCCCCAGCCCCAACCCAGGACCUCCAGCACUGCAACCCCCAAGCCCCAGCCCCAACCCAGGACCUCGCCAGGCCUCUACCACCUUCAUCUCCACAGACAGUCGUCUCAACCAGGCUGAAAUAUGGCACAAGCCGCCAAACAUCUCGUGAAGAACAAGGAAUUAAAAAUCCAGCUCGAGGCGGAGCGCCUGCAGAAGGAGGAGGAGAAGGCCAAGAAGAGGAACCGAUCGCGGGAUAAAAAGCGCAAGGCCCACGCGGUGCAUCGCUGGCUAAUCGAUCAGGACGAUAGUUUGAGCUCUGAGCUGCCGGAUGGCCAAGGAGUAUGGCACUUUGAUGAAGCAGCUGAUGCUGUCAGUAGUUUUCUGCGUGCGGCUCGUUCUGGUAACAUGGACAAGGCCAUUGACCACAUAAAGAAUGGCAUAGACAUCAACACAGCCAAUCAGAACGGGCUGAACGGGUUGCAUCUGGCCUCUAAAGAAGGCCACGUUAAAAUGGUGCUGGAGUUACUACAUGGAGGCAUCGAUGUGGAAACCCAGACUAAGAAAGGCAACACAGCUCUGCACAUUGCUGCCCUGGCUGGGCAGGAGCAAGUGGUGGCAGAGCUGGUAAAUUACGGGGCCAACAUCAAUGCCCAGUCCCAGGUGAGACCCCAGCCAGUGUCGGAUGAGACCCCGACCCCCCUGGCAGAGCCCCCCGCAGAGGAGCCACCAGCCACAACGGAUAACCAUACAAAGGGCUUCACACCGCUCUACAUGGCCUCACAAGAGAAUCAUCUAGAAGUUGUGAAGUUCCUUUUGGAGAACGGGGCCAAUCAAAGCCUUCCCACUGAGGAUGGCUUCACCCCUCUCGCCGUGGCUCUUCAGCAGGGACAUGAGAAUGUCGUGGCCCUGCUCAUCAACUAUGGCACCAAGGGAAAAGUCCGUCUCCCCGCGCUGCACAUAGCAGCACGGAAUGAUGACACACGCACAGCUGCCGUGCUUCUACAGAACGACCCUAACGCAGACGUCCUGAGCAAGACAGGCUUCACACCGCUCCAUAUCGCCGCACACUACGAGAACCUGAACGUAGCCCAAUUGUUGCUCAACAGAGGAGCCAAUGUCAAUUUCACCCCUAAGAAUGGCAUCACACCUUUGCACAUCGCAUCCAGGCGGGGGAACGUGAUCAUGGUACGACUCCUGCUGGACCGAGGAGCACAGAUUGAUGCCAAGACCAAGGAUGAGUUGACUCCACUGCACUGUGCAGCCAGAAACGGACACGUGAGGAUCAUUGAGAUCCUACUGGACCAAGGGGCUCCCAUCCAGGCCAAGACCAAGAACGGCCUGUCUCCCAUCCACAUGUCAGCACAGGGGGACCACAUGGACUGUGUGAGACAACUCCUGCAAUACAACGCUGAGAUUGAUGACAUCACAUUGGACCACCUGACCCCCCUGCACGUGGCAGCCCACUGUGGGCACCACCGCAUGGCCAAAGUGCUGCUGGACAAGGGAGCAAAACCCAACUCCCGUGCACUGAAUGGUUUCACUCCGCUUCACAUUGCCUGUAAGAAGAACCACAUGCGUGUGAUGGACCACCUGCUCAAACACUCAGCGUCCCUAGAGGCUGUGACAGAGUCGGGCCUGACUCCUCUACACGUGGCCUCGUUCAUGGGCCACCGCAAAAUAGUCACCCAUCUGGUACAGAAGGGGGCUUCUCCUAGUGCUUCCAAUGUAAAAGUGGAGACUCCUCUCCACAUGGCAUGUAGAGCUGGACACUAUGAGGUGGCAGAGUUCUUACUGACCAAUGCAGCACCAGUAGACGCCAAGGCAAAGGAUGACCAGACACCACUCCACUGUGCGUGUCGGAUGGGCCACAAGGAGCUGGUCACUCUGCUGCUGGAACACAAGGCCAACCCCAACUCCACCACCACAGCCGGACACACACCCCUCCACAUCGCUGCCCGUGAGGGACACACUCAGACUACACGCAUCCUACUGGACAUGGAGGCCCAGCAGACCAAGAUGACCAAGAAAGGCUUCACUCCUCUCCAUGUGGCUUCUAAAUAUGGCAAAGUGGACGUGGCAGAGCUGCUGCUGGAGAGAGGGGCCAACCCUAACGCUUCUGGCAAGAAUGGACUGACUUCUCUCCAUGUGGCUGUCCAUCACAACAACCUGGACGUGGUUAAUCUGCUGGUCAGCAAGGGAGGCUCCCCACACAGUGCAGCUAGGAAUGGCUACACCCCUCUCCACAUAGCUUCCAAGCAGAACCAGGUGGAGGUUGCCAACAGCCUGCUGCAGUACGGCGCCUCGGCCAAUGCUGAAUCCCUCCAGGGGGUCACGCCCCUUCACCUAGCAGCUCAGGAGGGCCGGCCUGACAUGGUGGCCCUGCUCAUCUCCAAACAGGCCAACGUCAACCUGGGGAACAAGAGUGGACUGACUCCUCUCCACCUGGUGGCACAGGAAGGCCACGUGGGCAUCGCUGACAUCCUGGUGAAGCAAGGGGCAUCAGUGUAUGCUGCCACACGGAUGGGAUACACCCCUCUCCAUGUUGCCUGCCACUAUGGCAAUGUAAAGAUGGUGAAGUUCCUCCUGCAGCAGCAGUCCAACGUCAACAGCAAGACCAAGGUUGGUUACACUGCAUUGCACCAGGCAGCCCAACAGGGCCACACAGAUAUCGUCACCUUAUUGCUCAAACAUGGAGCUCCGCCCAACGAGGUCACCACUAACGGUACGUCAGCCCUGUCCAUCGCCAAGCGGUUGGGGUACAUCUCCGUAAUCGACGUUCUCAAACUGGUCACAGAGGAGACGGUUUCCAUUACCACCACAGAGAAACAUCGUAUGAGUUUCCCAGAAACAGUGGAUGAGAUAUUGGAUGUAUCAGAGGAUGAAGGAAUUGCACAGCUAACAAUGGGGGAGGAGCUGUUGGGGACAGAAGGAGCCAGGUACAUGAAGAUGGAUGACUUGAAGGACCAUGAUGACGAUUUCCUGUCACCCAAGAAAUCUAUGGACAACUACUCGCCUGCCAUUCCCAGGAUCCCUUGUGUAUCCCCAGAGAUGGUCCACCUAAAGGAGCAUGAGAUGGAGCAGGUACACACUCCAAUGCCAUUACAUAGGGAGUAUGAUGAUGACUCCCUGAUCCCCAGCAGUCCAGCUACAGAGACAUCUGACAACGUCAGUCCUGUGGCAAGCCCCAUACACACAGGGUUCCUAGUGAGUUUCAUGGUGGAUGCUCGGGGUGGCUCGAUGCGAGGCAGCAGACACAACGGUCUGCGUGUCAUCAUCCCUCCACGGACCUGUGCCGCCCCCACACGUAUAACCUGCCGUCUGGUCAAACCCCAGAAGCUCCCCACCCCUCCCCCCCUGGUGGAGGGAGAGGGCCUGGCCAGCCGUAUCAUCUCUCUGGGCCCAGCCAGCAUGCAGUUCCUAGGGCCUGUGAUCGUGGAGAUCCCACACUUUGCAGCCCUGGGUCGAGGGGACCGGGAGCUGGUGGUUCUGAGGAGUGAGAAUGGCUCUGUUUGGAAGGAACACCGCAAUCGCUACGGGGACGAUGUGCUGGAGACUAUCCUCAAUGGGAUGGAUGAAGAUCUGGAGAGCCAAGAGGAGCUUGGGAAGAAGCGUAUCCGACGAAUCAUCUCCACUGACUUCCCCCUCUACUUUGCUGUGGUGUCGCGUGUUCAGCAGGAGAGUGAUCUGAUUGGCCCAGAGGGGGGUCAACUGACCAGUAAGCUGGUGCCGAUGGUCCAGGCUACGUUCCCUGAGACAGCGGUCACCAAGCGAGUCCGUCUGGGCCUGCAGGCCCAACCAGUCCCAGACGAGCUGGUUGCCAAGCUGCUGGGUAACCAGGCAACCUUCAGCCCCGUGGUGACUGUGGAACCACGGCGACGCAAGUUCCACCGGCCCAUCGGCCUGUGCAUCCCCCUGCCCCCCUCCUGGAGAGAGAGCCCCCGGGACUCUGGGGAGGGGGACACCACCAGCCUGCGCCUGCUGUGCAGUGUCAUCGGUGGCACAGCCCCAGCCCAGUGGGAGGACAUCACUGGUACCACCAAGCUCAUAUAUAGCAAAGACUGUGCCAACUUCACAACCAAUGUGUCAGCACGGUUCUGGCUGGCUGAUUGUCCUAGGACAGCCGAGGCUGUGUCUUUCUCCAACCUACUGUAUCGAGAGCUCUCAGCUGUGCCCUACAUGGCCAAGUUUGUGGUGUUUGCCAAGAUGAACGAGGUCCGUGAGGGCCGCCUGCGCUGCUACUGCAUGACUGAUGACAAGAUGGACAAAACCCUGGAGCAACACGAGAACUUCAGUGAGGUGGCCCGCAGUCGUGACAUCGAGGUGAUGGAGGGAAUGCCACUGCACCUGGAGUGUUCUGGGAACCUGGUUCCAGUGAGGAAGGCUACCCAGCAGCCUCGCUGUUUCAGCUUCCAGGCCUUCAAAGACAACAGACUCCCCGUCUCAGUCAAGGUGAGAGACAGUAGCAAGGAUCACUCUGGAUUCCUGUCCUUCCUACGCAAGUCUACCAAGUACGAAGACAGCCAACAUGUGCUGUGCAACCUCAACAUUACCAUGCCCCCGUGUAUCAAGGCUGCUGGUAGUGAAGACCGGAGGCGAACUCUGACCCCAUUAGCCCUGCGAGAGAGAUACAGCGCCAUGAAUGAGCCUGCCAUGGGUAAAGCAUCAAUGAGUGCCAUGGAAAGGACAGAGUUGAAGAUGGCUCUGAUAGCUGAACAGUUGGGACUUAGCUGGGCUGAGCUGGCGAGGGAGCUACAGUUCAGUGUAGAUGACAUUAAUAAGAUCCGUGUGGAGAAUCCUAACUCCCUAUUGGAGCAGAGUUCUGCCCUGCUCAACCUAUGGGCCACCCGUGAGGGCAAGAGAGCCAAGAUGGAUAGUUUGUAUACAGCUCUGAAGAGCAUUGACCGGAUGGACAUAGUGAACAUGUUGGAGGGCCAGGGGCCACAGCCUGCAGGGAGGCAGGCCCGGGAGUCAAGCAGACGCAGACGCAACGAGACUGACCACGUCUCCCCCAGCCUGAGCAAUGGUUACGGGCUGAUGCAGGAGGAGCUGCUCUCCCCUCCCUCCAUGCAGUACAGCCUGCCCUCCCCGCUGGGCAACGAGCCCUACUGGCAGGAAGUCUCCAGUCUGGAGUGUGCUCCAAUGGCCACCACUGAGGAGGACACACUCAUGGAGAUGUCCGAUGUGCAGGUGUGGCCCUCUGGCAACAGCCCCUCCCUAGUGGCCGUGGAGGACUCCUCGCUGGAGUGCAGCAAUGCCGACGACUCGGAGGGGCUGCUGGGGCUGCCGUAUGGGAGCCUGGGCCGGCCGGGCAGUGGGGCCAGCGGUGGGGGGCUGAGUGGAUCUAUGGAGCUGGUGGAGGACAACUCAGAGAUGGGGGCUGUUGACUCAUUCAGCACCGCCACACAUGCCACCCCUGCCUCGUUCAGCACCGCCACACCUGCCACCCCUGCCUCGUUCAGCACCGCCACACCUGCCACACCUUCUUCGUUCGGAGGCACCAUCGCCGCCGCGGUCAACAACAUUAAUGGGCUGGACAAAGGUCAAGUGUCAAAUGUCGUGAGGUCGGAGGCAGCAGCGGUCGGAGGCAACAUGACGGGUGGAGAUGGAGCUGGAGGAGGAGGAGGAGGAGGGACAGGCUCAGAGGAAGGGCUUUCUCUUGUUGCAGGACAACAGCAGCGGGUGUACGCCCGGCUGAGCGAGUCGCCCGGUCUGAGCCGAGUGGCAGAUCGUAAUGGAGACAGGUCCAGUGGUGGCAGUGGUGGUACUGGAGGCAGCGGUGGAGGUGGUGGAGGCUCUUUCCUGUCCUACCUGCAGGAGCAGUCGGGUCCAGGCUGGCAACCUGUCACAGACCACACUCAGGCCUGGGUGGGCUCGCAGACAGCCAAACCCAGGCAGGCCAUGGACUCUAUGAUGUCAUCAGUACGCGCCGCCAUGGACAUGGACCCCAGCCAGUCCCGCGUGUCCCAAGAGGCCUUGCUUCAGCCAGUGCGUGACAUGGGGCACACGGAGAUCCUGCGUGGGCACUUCAGAGGCACCCAGCCAUUUGAGAAGGGCCUGGGGUUCCCUCACAGGGUGCCAGAGCUGCGGACCUGGGACGAAGUACGCCUGAGGGGGCAGGGUGACGAGGCCAAGGAUCUCCCAGGGGAACAAGUGAGCGAGGAGCAGUUCACAGACGAGCACGGAAACAUUGUCACCAAGAAGAUUGUGAGGAAAGUGGUGCGCAGGGGGAAGGGCUCAGGUGAUGAGGGGUGUCAGGAGCGUUCAGUGUGCGUGGAUGGCUCUCUGCAGGAUGAGCUGGAGGCUGAAGCGGAGCAGUUCAUGAACUACGCCGUCCUGAGCAGCAAGCCGGAUAUUGUGGAUGUGAAGAAGGGUGCUCAGAUAGUGAAAUGUGCCAGUCUGCGGAGAGUAAAGCAGUGAGGCAUGCAGACAGAGUGGCAGAGUGACACGUCCCCGCAGGAGUUGAACCCCACACCAAAACAACCCUACUUAGACACAUGACCGGCAGCAGGAGACAGGGGAAGAAGGCACAUGAAGAGGAGUGUAAUAAUGGAGAUAAAAGAAGAGAGAUCUGAAUGACAAAACACCAACUUCAUAAUAACGACAACCACAACGGCUACGCCGAUGAUCAGCACGCACCGGAGAAGGAAAUGGAUUUACUUGUAGUUUUCGUACUUUUUUUUUUUAAAGAAACUAUCAAAAAAACAUUAACUACUAGGCUAGAAGCAUGAUUUCAUAUAAAACAAAAACCAAACAGAGACAACAAAAAAACUAGCAACCAAAAUGUGCUUCCUGUUAUAUGUAUCAGCAUGAAUGACUGCUGGCGCAUGGCCUGUCUUUAACUACAGUACUAGGGGUUAUGGGAGGGGGGGGGACCACUCCCAUGUGGGAUGGGAGGUCAUGAUGAGGUGUAGGGAAAGGUGAAUGUCAUACAUCCUUUUCCUGAAGAAAAAGGGCAGUGUUUGUUUGUGAAACUUCUGAAAAGGGAGUCUGUUAAAUACUCUGAAUUAUCUCUAGGCAAAGGUUUGCUCCCCUCUCCCUGUCACACUAAUCAAACUCUUCUAGCAAACAAACAUCACCACAGGCUAGUUUCAGCCUUAUGUCCCACUGUCCCACUCCAGUAGCCUACACUUAGGAUGUUGGUGUUGUACAUACUAUAUGCACUUAAAUGAUAUGUGACUGAGUGUUACAUGUGUUUUAUGUCACAAAAACCUUCUGCGAUGCUGAUGAUGAUGCUGCUGUUUCAGAUCUGCCCUGGUUAACUCAAUGUGCAUAUUCUAUAUAUCUUGAUCUGUGUGGACAUAAGAACAAACAAAACAAUCGUUGUGUCAUUCUGCCUGUUUUAUCUGUCAGUUUUUGUUUGUCUGGUUAUUUGUUAUUUUGUGAUUUUCAUGUGCUCCUUCCCUUUGCUCCCUUCAUCUCACCUACAGGGCAUUAUUGGCUUCAGAAACAUUUCAUAGUUCUUUGUGUUUUAGGAAGAGGAGUUUCUGUUUGAAUUUGCAUCCCCAACCUCAUAACCAACCUCCCCUUGAGUGGUUUGUGUGUUUCCAAGGUGAAUGUUAUUGGAGUAAAUGCUGGUGCAAUUAUUAGGACUUUGAAUAGGCCUUUCCCCUACCCUACAGUAUGUGUACAGCUAUAGUCUAGUUUGUCUGGUGGAUCCUGUCACCACCAUCUCCUGUAUGCAGCCCACUUCAGGCAUCUAUACACCCCAUCCUCCCUACACCUCUCCCUACACUCCCCCGUCCCUCUCAAUGUGGAUGUAGCAGUCCUGUCCCUAUCGAUGUGGAUGUAGUAGUCCUGUCCUCUACCAGCAGGGGUCAGGGUUUCCUAAUAAUUAAUGUAGCAUCUCCCCUCUGCUGUGUCUGUCCAACAGCGACAGUGUUUCUGUCUGAUAUCACAGGAUAUAUCCAAAAAGAGUUUACAGAUCAUCUCAGCACCUACCCGUCAUCCGAUAAGGGUAAAUAAGUAACUUGAACACCAUAGGCAAUAAUGUAGCUUUGGUUAAGCUGGUUACAGGUGAGAGUCAGCAGAGAGAGGAACGUAGCUACUGAGAUUUGUAAGUGUUGGGAUUGUAAGUGUUGUUUGAAUUGUUGGCAACUUUCAGAAGUUUAGCGAAGACAGCCAGCCACCAAUCACUGUGAUUAAAAAACUGUAAUAUUGACCCCACAACUGUGAGCCCACACAAACCCACCCCAAACCUUGCUCCUGUCCUCUCACCCCUCUCUUCAUGUCUGUACAACCCUACCCUGUUUCCCAUCAGAAAUGUAUUGUUGGAUGUUUGUUUAAAGGAAAGCAAUAAUAACUUUGGUUGAAGGAGUAGGUAUUUGUGUGUGUGUGUGUGUGUGUGUGUGUGUGUGUGUGUGUGUGUGUGUGUGUGUGUGUGUGUGUGUGUGUGUGUGUGUGUGUGUGUGUGUGUGUGUGUGUGUGUGUGUGUGUGUGUGUGUGUGUGUGUGUGUGUGUGUGUGUGUGUGUGUGUGUGUGUGUGUGUGCACAAUGAUCACACUAUGAUCACUAUCAUUCACUACUUUGACUUUAGAUGUACUGUCUGAUCAGGAGCUAUGCCAGAACCCGAGUAACCCACUUGCUAUCCACUUGACCUGCAUGGAACAGAAAGAGUUGUGGUUGUGUAAAGUAGACCAAGGAGACAUGUUAGUGGACUGAGUAACUGGUUAUGGGUUGUUGGAGAGUUCUCUUAAUCCAAAUGUUUUUCUCCCAGUCGCAACAGUGUUUAUUUUUUUGUGUGUGAUUGUGUGUGCUUGAAGGUUGGGGGGGCAAGGAAUCUAACUUCAUACCAGCCAUUCCCUGAGUUUUAUGCAAGCUGUCAAAUGUAUAAUUUUCAAACUCAUCAAGGGAAUGUAGCAACACUGAAAAACAGCUAAAAGUGUCCACUCAUUGUUGAUUUAAGCCUUAAUGACAUUCAUAUUUUACUUUAAGGAAACAUUUGAAUGUUGUGUGCGUCAAUGCAUGUGAUGAGUCCUCUGAUUGUAAGUACAAUUGAGACUGACACAGUACAACAGCAUUUAGUUUCGACAAAUGACAGUGCAGGGUUGACGGAGGUAAAUCGGCAUGGGUGUGAAAGUGAUAUGACACUACUGGUGGACAUAACAGAGGCUCUCCAGUCCCUAACCUAAUUCAUACAAAACAUGGUCACAGUAAUGUUACCUCAGUACAUUAUAUCAUCCUACAUCAUAUUAGAUGUAUAGAUCAUCUUGGCACUGUACCGUAACUGAUCUAAUACAUUACAUUUCUCAUAUCGAAGGAAAAUGUGUCACAAACACUCCAGCGAGUAUAUAAAUCAACACUCUGCAAUAAUAAUACAUGUAAAUGAAUCUCCAGUCCAGGUCCAUGCUUUAUCCGCCUCUGUAGCCACAGAUAAUGAAUGUAAGGUGUUGCUCUGUAGAUGUUAGUUGAGUAGGAAGGCUAGAUGUCAGGCUGUUUGAGUCUAUCUACAGAACUCAGGAUCUGUUGUUUAUCAAAGAAACUGUAUAAAACUGAACACUCUUAUAUAUGCAUACAUAUUCAUAAAUCAAUGCCCAUCCAUGCAUGAUCAGAACAAGAGAAUGAGAAAGAGAAAGAGAACAGAUCUUCAGCUCAGGAUUUUGUAUUGAGACUUUUGAUCAUCUAUCCCUCCCUCUGCAGGGGGGGGGGUGACAGGGACAGCAGACUGGGCUAUGUGGAUCUAUGGGAGAAGAGUGUUAGACAACUCUCUGACAAUACAUGGGGACUUCAUUUGCUAGGUUUUUUUUAGAUGGCAAGCAUUUUUCCUCAACACCGCCCACCCCCAUUCCAUCCCUGCUCCCUAUAACCAAAAAGAGAUUGAGCCAGUUCUAAGGCUUCCUUCCACACAGUGACAGGUUGAGCGGAGGAGUCAAUGAGAGGGAGGAGUGGAUAGGACUUUAGACUUAUUCAAAGUUAUAGUGAAAAUAUCAUGAACUGAAGGACUAUGGAGGUGACGACAUAAACCAAGUUCAUGCAAAAAAUAUUAACUGUUGCAAAAACUAGAGAACACAUAUACUCCUUUAGAAUGUAUUGAAGACAUUAUUAACGCAAUAGCAUAUUACUCAAUACUUAGGAAUGCAACUGCGCACAUGCACAGAAAAUGUUUUUAAUAUAAAUGAAUCUAUAUAUAAUAUAUGAAAAUAUAUAUUUACUUAGAAUGCUAUGCACCCUUGUCAACGGGAUUAUAGUAAUGUUAUGGAUGUACUUUUGGCAUCAUAGCUACCAAGAGACUGUUGAGUUAUGGGUAAUGCCUGAAACCUGGGAAAAAUAGGGGUCUUGUCGGUAUUUUAACUUUUUUUGUUUGCUUUUUUUAUUGUUAUGAAGAGGUCAAAUAUGGAAAACGUAUGUAAAUGUACAAUCCUUUUAAUCAAAUGGAAUCCGAUGACAUCUAUAGAUAAUCUACCCUGUACACCAGCUCAAAUCAUUUACAAAAUUAAUAAAGAAAUUAAAUGUC
Molecule: messenger RNA, 10578 nt
Organism: Oncorhynchus gorbuscha (pink salmon)
Lineage: Eukaryota; Metazoa; Chordata; Actinopteri; Salmoniformes; Salmonidae
Product: ankyrin-1-like
Exons: 45
Coding region: 270-6545 (2091 amino acids)
Biological process (GO): signal transduction
Molecular function (GO): protein binding
Source: RefSeq, a predicted model, not a curated record